UCCGCUCCGGCUCCCUCCCGUGAGGGAGUGCAGGGGCCAUCCGGGUCCCGGGGGGAGAAGCCGAAGUCGGCUCCGGCUGCCGCUCCGGUACAGAAAAUUAAAGCGCCGCGGACGGCCGCGGUUGUUCUUAACAAUAACGGGGGUACUAAAUCCUUCGCAGAGGUCUUGACCGCCGCGAGGGAGCGCGUAGAUCUUGCAAAAUUAGGAAUCGACUCCCUGAGGAUCCGUCCGUCCGCUAACGGGGGGAGGGUAUUCGAAAUAAAGGGAGAAAACAGGGCGGCCAAGGCGGCGGAGCUGGCCGCAGAGCUUUCGAAGGUCGUGGGGCCGAUGGGGGUCACGGCGACGUGCCCCGAGAGAAGGGUCGACCUCCGCGUCGAGGGCCUCUGCGAGUCCGCUACGUCGUGCGAUGUCGCCCUCGCGUUGUCAAGGGCGGGCGGAUGUCCCGUAUCCGAAGUGUUGGUGCGUCCUCCGGUCGGAGGGGGCGCACGUUCGCGACUGGGGUUCGCGUCCGUUCCCGCGGCCGCCGCGUCCGCUCUC
Pediculus humanus corporis (human body louse) is the source of this 537-nucleotide messenger RNA. Its product is annotated as histone H1-I-1, putative. The record is from RefSeq and is a predicted model, not a curated record. Lineage: Eukaryota; Metazoa; Arthropoda; Insecta; Psocodea; Pediculidae. The annotation marks the transcript as partial. The transcript has a single exon.